Molecule: messenger RNA, 1341 nt
Organism: Coprinopsis cinerea okayama7#130
Lineage: Eukaryota; Fungi; Basidiomycota; Agaricomycetes; Agaricales; Psathyrellaceae
Product: 3-ketoacyl-CoA thiolase
Exons: 9
Coding region: 75-1325 (416 amino acids)
Biological process (GO): phenylacetate catabolic process; fatty acid beta-oxidation
Cellular component (GO): peroxisome
Molecular function (GO): acetyl-CoA C-acyltransferase activity
Source: RefSeq, a predicted model, not a curated record
CAAGAUUUUAUAAGAUACCAGGGCUAAUCCUUUCAUCCCUUCCAACUUUCCACCACACCGUCAUUUCCUAAGCCAUGUUCCUAAGACGUGUCGCCAACCUGUCGCCUGGUGGCCCCGUGUUUCGUCGAGCAGCCAGCACUCGUACUCCUCGUGGCCUUCAGAAUAUCAUCGAGAAACGACCCGACGACGUUGUGAUUACUUAUGCAAAGAGAACACCAAUAGGCAGGGCAUGGAAGGGCCAAUUCAAGGAUACCCCUGUAGACGAACUCUUGAACGCUCUUUUCAAAGCCGCCCUUGCAGAAAGCAGGUUGGAUCCUCGUAAGAUUGAUGAUAUAUGCGUCGGGACUUGCCAUCCUCCUUCGCCACUGUAUGUCUCGCGCGCAGCGGCGCUGGCCGCUGGGAUCCCUCCCGAGGUCCCCAUUUCCACCGUAAACCGACUAUGCUCGUCUGGCUUGAUGGCUAUUCGUAACAUUGCCCAUCACAUCCAAGCAGGCGAGGCACGUAUUGGCGUCGCUGCUGCUGCAGAGAGUAUGAGUCUCAACCCUCGUCCAACGCCAGAGGUUGUAGACCAUAUCUCAGCGCACCCAGAGGCCAAUGAUUGUAUUCAACCUAUGGGAUGGACCUCUGAACAGGUUGCCCAGGCUUACAACGUUCCAAGGGAAAAGCAGGACCAGUACGCGUUGAUUUCGCACACGAGAGCCAAUAAGUCAGUAGCAGCCGGCAUAUUUGCAGAGGAGAUCAUCCCCAUUGAAUUGAAAGGGAAGACGUACACAACGGAUGACACCAUCCGUCCCGGUGUUACAGCAGAGAAGCUUGCAGGCUUGAAGCCUGCAUUCCCGCAAUGGGAACCUAGCACAACGACCGCAGGAAAUGCGAGCGGGAUUGGUGACGGGGCUGGGUUGUGCAUCAUGACCACGAGAGAGAAUGCUGAACGCGAAGGUAUGCCCAUACUUGGGAAAUGGGUUGCCUCUUCUGUCGUCGGGGUUGCGCCGAGGUACAUGGGAAUUUCUCCGGUUGCAGCGAUCCCUAAAGUGCUGGAGAGAGUCGGACUGACCAAAGAUGAGGUCGACAUCUACGAGAUUAACGAGGCAUUCGCUUCGCAAUUCGUCCAUUGUGUCGAAGAGCUAGGCAUCUCGAUGGACAAAAUCAAUCCCAAUGGAGGAGCGAUUGCCAUUUCCCAUCCAGUUGGAAUGACUGGUAUUAGACAAGUAAUCACCGGAUUGGCCGAGUUGAAGAGACGGAAGGAGCGAGUCUUGUGCACAAGUAUGUGCGUUGGAAGUGGUAUGGGCGCAGCAGGUAUCUUUGUCAACGAAGUUAUCCAUUAGAAUACGACAUGCAUUU